Oryzias latipes (Japanese medaka) is the source of this 3575-nucleotide messenger RNA. RefSeq names its product lysine methyltransferase 5Aa (gene kmt5aa). Gene Ontology annotation, cellular component: polytene chromosome; nucleus. Gene Ontology annotation, molecular function: transcription regulator activity; protein binding; histone H4K20 methyltransferase activity. The record is from RefSeq and is a predicted model, not a curated record. Gene Ontology annotation, biological process: regulation of transcription by RNA polymerase II; regulation of DNA damage response, signal transduction by p53 class mediator. Lineage: Eukaryota; Metazoa; Chordata; Actinopteri; Beloniformes; Adrianichthyidae.
UGGUCCCGCAGGGGGCGCCGCUGCGCCACCUCUUCUCAUUCAUUAACGCCCGGGGAGGCGAAUGGCGGAGUGGGGCCGUGGAGGCUGCAUCGGCUGAGCUGUUUGUGUUCCAGCACAGCGGCCACUCCGCGCCCGAGGUUGGCGUCUUGUCGGGAGGCCACUGGGUUUAGGAACUGGCCGAAGCUGAAGUCUCACAGGCCGUUGUUGUUAUUUAUGUGUUUAUUUAUUUGUUUUUUUCCUCCGAACGACUCGAGGCGAGCCACGAAAACAAGUCGGACAUGAACGGGGAAGUCGUCUGCACCACCACCUCCUUCCUAAGAUGCUCCAAGUCGGCGUCAGCGGUUCAGAACGACAAACCUGCUGGCAUCCGGCUGACGCAGGAGGGCCGGCGCUCCCCCAUCUGCUCCCAGCAGAGCGACGCCCCCAGGCCGGCUGAGGGCAGAACAGCGGACGCCAACGGCGCCACGCCACAACACUCGAAGGCGGAGCUUCCCGACACCCACAGCAGCUACAGCCAGUGCUCCCCAUGCUGGCAAGAUGAGCAGCCGCCUCCCCCGCAGCUCCACCGCACUCAGGCGUCCCUCUGGCCUCCCCCCGAGGCCCCCCGACUCCUCUCCAAAAGCUUGUCUCCGGCUCCGCUCCACAGCAACAACGGCGAGGCGCUCCGAGCCCAGCACAGGAGAGGGGGCGUCGGCAAGGCGAGGAAAUGCUCGCGGCGAACCAGGAUGGAAGGAAAAAACUCCCAAAACCGAAAGGUGACCGACUAUUAUCCAAUCAGACGGAGCUCGAGGAAAAGCAAAACGGAGCUAAAGUGUGAACGGAAGAAGCUCAUUGAUGAACUCAUCAUUAAAGGAAUUGAGGAAGGAAUGGAGGUGCAGUACAUGGAAGGAAAGGGGAGGGCCGUGUUCGCCACGCAGUGCUUCCAGAAAGGCGACUACGUGGUGGAGUACCACGGUGACCUGCUGCAUAUCACCGAUGCAAAGAAGAGGGAGGCCGAAUACGCCGAAAACCCCGCCACCGGCUGCUACAUGUACUACUUCCAGUACCUCUGCAAAACAUACUGCGUGGACGCCACCAGAGAGACGGGCCGGAUGGGUCGCCUGAUCAACCACAGCAAAAACGGGAACUGCCAAACCAAACUCCACGACAUCAACGGCACCCCGCACCUCAUUCUCGUGGCCUCGCGGGACAUCGACAAGGGGGAGGAGCUGCUGUACGAUUACGGCGACCGCAGCAAAGCGUCCAUCGCCGCCCACCCGUGGCUCAAAUACUGACGCCCAGGGAAGAGUCCGCUCACACCUGUGUUUCUUACUAGCUAGUGUACAAAAAAAAUGCCUUAGAAACUGAACGUGUUCCUUUUUUUCGGACCCUCGGCGGGUCGAUUUCAUGAGGUACCGGUCACAUUUCGAACGCUGCGCGUCUGCGCCGUUGAGAGACUUUUAUUUAUACGUUUCUGGGACGUUGUUGUUUGUUUUGCAGCUGCUUUAUUUUGUACAUUUUGUACCGCUACAGAACAACGCCUCCACAGCAUACAGGUGGGGGUUGGAGCUCCGCAUUUUUAUAUAGAUUUUUUUAAACGAGCGGUUAGAUACGUAGCAAUACUUUAAUCUUCGGCCCCAGAGCUCUUUCUGACUCUGCAAGAACGGCGAGAUGCAAAUGGCAAAGGCUUUUUAGGGAAAUCUGCCACAAAGUUCAGUUUUUGAAGGUCACCACAACUACAAAAAAAAAAAAAUCAAAUGUUUUCUCACUGGAUGAAUUGUUGACGUGCAGAAAACUUGUGUUGAAGAUGCAAAAAGAAAUGAAUUGUCUGAAUAUAUAUUUUUUGUUUUAGGAUAUAUUUUUUAAUAAAGCAUACAUUUGAAUUCUCCAAUAGAUUUUGCUGAACUUUGCAGAAUUUCCAGCUUUUUUUACUCAAAAACUGUGUUUUCAGUUUCCACAUCUCCAUGAUCUCAGCAGAGCUUAAAGCUAUUCUUUCAAAGAUAAGCUGUGUUUAAUGCUCUGAAUAUGUUAUUUCUGAUGUUUAUUUUUAACCAAAAUCUUUAUUUAUUUUUGGGUUAAAUUUAUGUCCGAAACCAGAUUAUGCGAGAUGUUCUGCCGACCAAACCAUUUAACCAUUUAACUAAUAUGGUUAAGCCUUUGUUGAGAUAGAACAGGUAGUGAGCGAAAACUCCAAUAAAAUAAAUUUUAAACUUCAAAUCCCCCAAAUACAAUUGGACUGUAAAGAACAAAUUAAUUUAUUUCUCCUGUAUGUGUUUUUACAACAAACAUUUCAGUUUUUUUGUUAUCCAGUUUUAUGAAUAAUAAUCAGUCAGAAGUCUUUACAUGGUUGAAAUUCUGCAUGUUAAAAAUAUGUAUAAAUACCUGUUUAACAACAUGUUGCAUUUGGCCCCAAUGCGUUACAUUUAUUUGAAGUGCUAAGUCUAAAAAGCAGCGUGUGAUAACUUAACUACCGUAACAGGUUUAUCUUAUCUGAAAUACUAAUAGAAAUGCCUGUUUAACUCCGCUGUAAACAAAAUGCCAAAGAAAACACAAAUCAAUGCUGAUCUUACAAAAAUGUAUUUGCAUUUAGAGGCAAAUAAAAACUAUAAAACCAGGGAAACUUUGUAGAAUAUUUAUAGGAAUUUGUUUGUCACCAGGUCAAACAAAAAAAUAAAUCAGCAAUUUUAUUCAGCAAUUUAAAAAAAUAACUACAUUGACGGGAAAUAAGUUUACUUGAGGCUACAAACAGAACAGUUUUGGGAAAUGUCUAUUUCUACUUCCUUUUUGUAUGAAAACAAAAGUUAUACUGAUGAUAAAUAUUGAUGAUACCGAUUUAAAGUAAUUUUAAAUAUAAAAAGAAGGGUUAAAAUGUAUUAACUCAGAUCAGCUAAUUUUCGUUAGCUAAGCUAACAAAUGUUAGCUCAGCUAAGAGAGAUUAGCUUAGCUAUCUUCCUUAUCAGUGUAAUUUAUUAUAAGAUUUAUAAUUGACCUCUUUCUGAAUAAAACAAAUAUAAUAAGGUAUUCGUCACAACUUCAUGACAGUUUUAAUAACUAAAAGUUGUUGCCUGUAUGUAUUUGAAGGUUUGGUCGGUACAUGGCUAACCCCGUGCCUCUAUUCUGCACGUCAAGCUAAACCCUUUUAGCUGUAACUCAUUUUAACCAUUAAAAGGCAGAAUCGACAUUUCCAUACAAUCAUUUGGAUCAAAAGAAUAAAAAAAAUUACAUUAGAAAUAUAAAAUAUUUUAUUUGAGCUGUCUUUUUUUUGGAUUUUUUUUUUUUUUGCAGCUUUGAUAGAAAAUUUCAACAGGAAAAUCAUCUUCUUUCAAACGCCCACUUCAAUGUAUGCAAGGAAAUAAGUUGCCCUCUCUUGGUAGCAUUGUUACUCGCCUAAAAUGUCUUAACCUGAACUUUAGUGAACUGUUACAUUUGGUUUGUUGUUAUUUUUUAAGUGAAACUAAUGCAAUAAACAUCAGAGGAUGAAAUUGGCCUGUUGGUCAUUUUAAGAAAUUAUCAAUAGUGACUGUAAAAGCAUCACGAACAUUUUAAUACUUGGUUUCAAGCAUUGAAAAAUAAAAAUGGAUUAUGCAAACAACAAA